Molecule: messenger RNA, 309 nt
Organism: Penicillium paradoxum
Lineage: Eukaryota; Fungi; Ascomycota; Eurotiomycetes; Eurotiales; Aspergillaceae
Product: isoflavone reductase family protein (CipA)
Exons: 3
Coding region: 1-309 (102 amino acids)
Source: RefSeq, a predicted model, not a curated record
AUGCAAGUUGGGCGUGCCGUGGCCAAGGUCCUGAGCGUCAAUGAGCUUCCCGAAGAUGAAAAUGUUAGGAGCCUUACUCUGUCGACGUUCCUCAAUAAGGGCGUCAUCACAGACGCUGACUGGACGAUUACCCACGAGGAUACCAAGAAGCGAUACGAGGACGGCCUGGCGCAGGUGAAAGUGGGCAACAUGGCUGGUGUUGCCAAGUUGCUGGCGCAGACUGAGCAGCUUGACUUGCCAGAUGAGAGUUUUGACGAGUCUACCAAGGCUGGUGUAGAAUUUGGUCAAGGUGCUGCAGCUUCGUGGUGA